AUGGUGCUGCCCCAGAUCCAGGCCCCGCACCGCGCAGAGGAGCUCCCCAUUGGGCCGCCAGCACAGGCAGAGCGGAGCAGACAGUACUUCUCACCUGGUCCCGGUGGCAGCAGGCUCUGGUCGUCCCUGAUGGAUGGUCUUAGCUCGGCCUCCGCGGUGCGUUCAGGGACCUCCCGAACGCUCCGAGACACCUGCCUGAUGGAUGGACUGAUCCAGGACAAGUGCACCUCGGUCGGGCCAGAUGUGGGAGCCGGGGGUCCUCUGUGGGGUGGACUGACGAGGGGAAAAAGGGGAGAAGAUAAAAAGCGGAGGCAGCGACCUACACAUGUUUCUCAUUAG
Messenger RNA from Knipowitschia caucasica, 339 nucleotides. The record is from the annotation of a GenBank genome assembly. NCBI's taxonomy places the organism in Eukaryota, Metazoa, Chordata, Actinopteri, Gobiiformes, Gobiidae.